Molecule: messenger RNA, 2295 nt
Organism: Rubroshorea leprosula
Lineage: Eukaryota; Viridiplantae; Streptophyta; Magnoliopsida; Malvales; Dipterocarpaceae
Source: the annotation of a GenBank genome assembly
AAUACAGUAAGAAACAUUGAAGGGGAAUAUUAUAAUAUGGAGUUUGUUAGAAAUGAGGUAGGUGCAUUAUAUCAUGAAAUGGUAGUUGAUGCAAUGGGUGCACAGUCUGAAUAUAAUGAGGGGCCAAUGGCUAAGGAGCCAAAUAGUAAGGCAAGAGAAUUUUAUGAUCACUUGCAUGCUGCAGAAAUUCAUAUAGUGUGUGGAGAAUCCCCUUAUGAGUCAAGGAAUAUGUCUACUAUAAGGCAAAAAGAUGUUCCAAGGAAAUAUUUGUGGUACCUUCCAAUUACCCCAAGAUUGCAACGACUAUACAUGUCUAGGAAAACAACAGAGCACAUGACAUGGCAUUUGAAAUGCCGCGAGGAUGCGGAUGAAGUUAUUCUUCCUGCGGGUAGUAAGGCAUGGAAACACUUUGAUAAAACCCACCCAACGUUUGCUGAUGAACCUAGAAAUGUUAGACUUGGCCUCUGUACAGAUGGUUUCAAUCCAUUUGGUUGCUCUGCAACACCUUACUCUUGUUGGAUUGUUUUUCUUAUAGUGUACAACCUUCUUCCUGAAUUGUGAACUUCGAUUGUUUGGGAUGAAAGCCAUGAUUGUCAUGUAUUCAUGCGACGUUUCUUGCCAAUUGCUUUCCAUGAUUUCCUCAUAAAUGAAGUUUGGGGUCCUUUAACUGAGAUUAGUCACUUUUUUAGAGCUUUAACUACUCCGAUUAUUCAAGUCAGUAACGUGAAGAUGUGGGAGGAAAAAAUUGUUGAGACCAUUUGCAAGUUAGAGAAAGUAUUCCCGCCAGCAUUCUUUAACUCAAUGGAGCAUUUGACUAUCCAUCUACCAUAUGAGGCAAAAGUUGGAGGACUUAUCCAAUUUCGUUGGAUGUGUCCUUUUGAAAGAAAAAUGCAUGACCUUAAGAAAACAGUUUUGAACAAAAAUCAUGUUGAAGCUUCGAUUUAUGAACCAUUCAUAUUGGCUAGUCAAGCUCAACAAGUGUUUUAUGCCCAUUACCCAUCUCAAAAUCCUUGUAGAAAAGGGUGGUUUGCUGCAUGUAAGAUUAGAGCAAGAGCAAUAAUUGACACUUCAUUGUUGAGUGAUGGUGGAAAUGUUUAUUAUCAAGACGAUGAUCCUCCUAUGCCACAAUUGGUGCGACCCUUGACUGUUUUAAAGGAUCAUGUUUCACUAGCAUCUCAAGGGGGAGAACAAGUGGUGAUUAGUGAGGUCAUGGUGAUUAGUGAGGUCAUGCAAUUGCCAUAUGUGGCAAAGGAGGAAUGUGUGGGUGAGGAUGAUGAUGAAGAGGAAGAGUUUGAUGGAACGGAAACAUCGGAAGAAGAACCACCAUUGGACGAUGACCAGUACACUGGUGAUGAUGCAACAAUGGAGAAAGACACUGAAGAGCAUAAUUUGGAGGUUGAGUUGGAUGCUAAGUUUGUUGUGCUUGAUCCUAAGUUAAAUGCUCAGCUAGAAGAAGAGCUAUCACGUGCUAUCCCGAAGACAAGACGUGGCAUGGAUAAAGGAGAUGACACUCCUGCAGACCCGAGUCAAAGAAAGGUGCUUAGCCUUAAUCGCCGAGGCACAUUCAACUAUGAGAGGUUUGGGAGGACUGCCAUAGUAAUUUGGAAGUACUUGUAUGAUGAGCCAAUGCUCUUUUGGUCUAGCUGGCCUAAGGAAAAGAAAAGGCUUGCUUGGGAGAAUUUCCAGAGGACAUAUUAUUGGGAAGAAGAUGAUGCUCAUGUGUAUAAAAUUUGGAGAUUACAUUGUCUGAACAGUUUCCGAGACAAGCUUCAUCAAGCUCGAAAGGUGUGGGUCAAGCACAAGAAGUUGCCCGAGUUCAUGCAUAAGGAUACCUUUAAAAUUUUAUUAGCAAAAUGGAGGAGUCCAAAAUAUAUUGCACUUCAAGAAAGAGGUCGGCAAAACCAAGCAAAGGGUGACCGUGUGACCCACACAACUGGAUGCCUUUCUAUUGGGAUCCAUGAGCAUCGACUGGAAGAAAUGGCUGAGCGAGUUCAGACAGAGGUGGCCGCACGUAUUCAUACAGAGGAAUCACAAAGAGUAUUAGAGAUAGAGGCCAGCUUUGAGAGGAGAUUCCAAGAGCACAUGCGCUUACUUAGCCAGUAAUAUUCUAUGAAUGCUACACAACCCCAAAUUGGUUAUCCUUCUUCUGUACCACCCCAGAUUGCUGAUCCUUCUUUUGGAGGAUUUAGACCUGAUCACUUACCACCUCUUACUUAGAGACAUUGAUAUUUAAAACUUAUAUUAUAUAUGUUUAUAUAUAUGUACUGCAUAUGUAAAUAUAUGGCGUGUAGGAUG